Molecule: messenger RNA, 1057 nt
Organism: Rhododendron vialii
Lineage: Eukaryota; Viridiplantae; Streptophyta; Magnoliopsida; Ericales; Ericaceae
Product: peroxiredoxin-2E-2, chloroplastic
Exons: 1
Coding region: 224-907 (227 amino acids)
Biological process (GO): cell redox homeostasis; hydrogen peroxide catabolic process; cellular response to oxidative stress
Cellular component (GO): cytoplasm
Molecular function (GO): thioredoxin peroxidase activity
Source: RefSeq, a predicted model, not a curated record
CACAACACAAUCUUCUGCUCACGUGACACACACACACACUCUCUCUCUCUCUCCGCCCACCCCCCCCCCCCCGCAUCGUCUCCUCCGCCCAAAAUCCCAAACCCAUCCAAACGCGGACCAAUCCAACAAACAAACUCUCUCACCCACAUUUCUUCUCUCUCUAAACUCACACUCUCCCCACUCUAUACUCUCUCUCUCUCUCUCUCUCUCUCUCCACAUAGCAAUGGCAUCCACAGCCGCCCAAACCAUCUCAAAACUCUUCUCAAUCUCAAUCUCCUCCCCGAAACCCCUCUCUCUCUCCCCCACCACCGCCUCCCUCCUCUCCUCUUCCCCCUCCUUCUCCCUCCACCUCCGCCGCCGCGGCUUCCCAACCCCCCUCAACAUCUCCACCACCACACCCGUCAAAGUCUCCGCCACCAUCGCCGUCGGUUCCACCCUCCCCGACGGCACCCUCUCCUACUUCCCCGCCUCCGGCGACGACCUCCAAACCGUCACCGUCUCCGACCUCACCAAAUCCAAAAAAGCCAUCCUCUUCGCCGUCCCGGGCGCCUUCACUCCCACCUGCUCCCAGAAACACCUCCCCUCCUUCGUCGAAAAGGCGGCCGAGUUAAAAGCCAAAGGCGUGGACACCAUCGCGUGCAUCUCGGUCAACGACGCCUUUGUCAUGAAGGCGUGGAAGAAGGAUUUGGGUAUCGGCGACGAGGUGAUGCUGCUGAGCGACGGGAACGGGGAUUUCACGAGGGCGAUCGGGUGCGAGCUGGACCUGAGCGAUAAGCCGAUCGGGCUGGGGGUGAGGUCGAGGAGGUACGCGAUGCUGGUGGAGGAUGGGGUGGUGAAGGUGUUGAAUUUGGAGGAAGGAGGGGCGUUCACGUUUAGUGGGGCCGAGGAUAUGCUUAAAGCCCUUUGAGGUUUUAUGAUUAUAGUAUGUCUUCUACGUUGUUUUUUUCCGUUUUUGUUGGGGCUUAUGACUGGUUUUUACGUUUAAUGAAAUGGAUGGAUGGGAUGUGAAUUGACUGUUUUGAGUUUUGGGUAAUGAGAAAGAUGAGUUUUUUGGUUA